This is a messenger RNA of Gamsiella multidivaricata, 1673 nucleotides long. RefSeq lists its product as uncharacterized. The record is from RefSeq and is a predicted model, not a curated record. The transcript is spliced from 5 exons. Gene Ontology annotation, cellular component: cytosol. Lineage: Eukaryota; Fungi; Mortierellomycota; Mortierellomycetes; Mortierellales; Mortierellaceae. Gene Ontology annotation, biological process: cellular response to L-arginine; regulation of intracellular signal transduction. The coding region runs from base 78 to 1610 and encodes 510 amino acids.
UGCACAUUUUCCUUUAAUUUGAUUUGAUUUGAUUUUAUCGGGCGCUAGGUCAGACAUGAGAUAGUGUACUUUCUUUCAUGAUGGCAAUAAGACGCGUCCAUAGAUUACUACGCGUGUUACUACCAUUGCACUCAUCCCUUCUCUUUUUGCACUUGCCCUUUCUAUUUUCUGCAGAUAACUCGGGUCGUCGUAUCAACGAAUUGUCUGCGCUCCUCAGCAGGCAUGGCAUCUCCAUCUUCUACCUCUCCACCCGCAUCACGGACUUUGUUCUCGUCAAGGAAAAGCGCCUCAAGUCCGUCCUUCCCACCAUCCGCGCUCUCUUCUCCCUAUCUGUCGAUUCAGAGUGUGACCUCUCCUCCCGCGGAUUCACCUCCGAGUCCGAGCAAGGUUCCUAUCCAGGGUCCAGCUUCACCUCUAUGAACUCCUUCCUCCACACUCCUUCAUCCCCCUCCCGUGUCCAGUCCGUUCAUUAUCAAUACCCGAAUCACAAUGGUUCUUAUACCUCAUCCUAUCAGCAGCCACUUCCGGGAUUCUAUGGAUCCAGUUUCAGCAAUAGUUGUGGCAAACCGUCCACAGAGAUAAGCAUUCCGUUCGACAGACGGCCUAAUUAUGGGUACGGGCACUAUGCAGGACCACCGCCUCGCGGGAACUCGUUCUUUGGAGCACCUGGUCGACAAAAUUCCGACUCAGAUUCAUCUUCUACAAAGGAAGGAAAAGAAGGAACAGACGGAGAUGGUGGAUCAGGACAUAGUAUGACAUCCCCCAGCGGCAGCCAUAUGCAUCAUUCUUCCAAACAACGUGGGCGACAACCCUCACUGCCCGAAUCUUCGUUUGGCGAAGGAAUCGGACGAUAUUUCCCAAAACGACGUCCACACGGCUCCUCAUACGACAGUUUCGAUAGCCUAUCGAACCCGAUAACGGGAGAUGGAUUCAUGGGAUCCAUGAACGCUGCUUCAGGUAUGGAGAACAGUCUACAUAUUCAAACCACCUUCAGGGGUAGAGAUGUGAAGGGAGCUGUUGGAACGGGCGAGAAUCCCAUCAUGUUUCCGCCCUUGACACCAAUCUCAGGCAGUUAUCCGACCUUUGGGUCUUUUCAGUCGAUGGGGUUGAUGCAGGAGACCUCGGAAGAGCAGGAUGAGAGGGAGGCAAAUAUCAAGGAACAGAUCCGAAAGUCAUGUCCGCGGUCUGUGAUUGACGACAAGCUGUUUCUUGCAGGACUAUCACUGGAUUACCAAAACGAGUGGGCGGUGACACUGCUGAAGGUCCUUUUUUACCCGGAAGAGCUGCCGGGACCGUUGAGUAAUUCAAAGGCACGGUUUAUUUCAUUCACUACCACUGACGAAGGAACCUCGCUGAUCGCGGAUCAAGAGGUGCUGGGUCAGUUCGAGGACCAUAUGCUGAAUAUGAGUUCUUCAGAGACGAUGCUCCGCUGUAUUCAAGUAGACCUGUCCACAUUCGGUCUGGAUACCUAUGGGUUGGUGUACUUGAUGUCAAACCCGCUAGUCGACCAUAGCGUCAAUUUACUUUGUCUCAGCACCUUCCGGACCGCAAACGUUCUGGUCCACGACUCUGACCUCGACAAGUCUCUCAAGAUCCUCAGCAUGGCAUAAUAGUUACACUCUUCGCAAUCGUCCGUCCUUCUCUCCUUCCACGCACACACAAUGUAUCACUAG